CUGUCUCUCAAAAAUGAAUAAACGUUAAAAAAAUUAACAGUACUCCUCCCCUUAACUGACUGUGGAACGAGGAGAUGUGGAUGCGGGACGGCCAGCGGGGGCACGAGUGGAGACGGGAACAAAUACAGACGCCGAAUGACUCCCGGGAGGGCUCUGUCCACAUGCCUGCCCGCUCCCCAUGUGCUCAGGGAAGGGAGGAACCGGCGGGACCGUCACGUGCUCAUCCCCAUCCCUGCUCCACGUUCAAGACACCCCACACUCUGGCAAGUCCACUUCCAGAAUCUCUGGGGUCUGUCCCGUCCUGUGUCCCUGCCGCCCCCUAAUGCAGCCAUUCAACAUCUCAUGAAGGAUUUCAUCUCUCCUUACUUAGAACUGACCACCGGGGCACCUGGGCGGCUCCGUUGGCUAAGCGUCCGACUUUGGCUCAGGUCAUGAUGCCACGGUUUCUGAGUUCGAGCCCCACGUCGGGCGGUGUGCUGACAGCUGGGAGCCUGGAGCCUGCUUCCGAUUCUGUCUCCCUCUCUCUCUGCCACUCCCCUGCUCGUGCUGUCUGUCUCUCUGUCAAAAAUAAAUAAACAUUAGAACUGACCACCGUGUCGCCGCUGUCUGGUACAAUGCCUGGCACAUAGUAGGUGUUCAUUAAGUACCCUCCAAAUAAAUGGCUAAGAGAAGGGAGUUAUCUCCCAACUCUCGCUUCCCUCAGUCAUUCCGUCCUGCGUGCCACGAGAGUCAUCUUUCGAAAGCACUCAUCUGCUUUAAGAACUGAGGGGUGAGAAAUAUUCUCCUGUGAGAAAGAAUAGGCACUUCUUAAUCUCAAAAUAUAUGUUCAGCAGGAGGACUAUUUUUGUAAAAAUAAAGGAUAACCCGACAGAAUGCACAAUAGAACUGUAAUUUUAACAACGGAAUUCACCCCGUUCUUUUGAAGCGUCGGCAGUGUGUAUUACUCUGCAUUAGCUACAAUGAUAAAUAGUGUUUUCAAGAUUCAAACACAUCAAUUACGGCGUUCCUGGGUAUGCAGACGUCUUUUCCUGUUCCAUUUUGUACACAGAUCCUCUCAGACUUCAAAUCAACGCUUCAAAAAUAUUUAUUCGUUAAUUGUAAACCCACAGUGGCCGUUCUUAGCUUUAAUAUUCUUGUGAAAACCAGGAAAACCAAAUUUGCCUUGAGCAACAUGUAUUCAUCAUACUAAACGACGUAUGAUUUUGUUAUCUGUCCAGAUAAAAAGAAUACUGCUCAGGUUAGAGGUAAAAGUAAAUCUUAAAACAUGUUUUCCAAACCAGUUUGUCACCGAGGGCUAAAACUCCAAUCUUUUGUGCCAAACGUUAUUCUGUGCAUCCAUUCCUCUAGUAAAAAUAAGUCACUAACGUUUUAGUAUAAUUUACCCUUAAUAAAUCACUUUUCUACAAGUAGAACGGGAGAACAGAACAGAAAAAUGGGAAGGCAGUCGUGCAAAAGCAUCAAAAUUUUGCUUCGCGCAGGCCACGUGUAGGGACACUCUCUCCCCACCUCCCCUGAAAAUCAAGAUUUGGGAAGAAAGAGUUUUCCUACUCUAACAGACGAGCAUGGAGACUGGGGGAAAAAAUCUUAAAUACAGUCUUUGAACCUCUUACCCAGCACUUGGAACACUCUCCAAAAUCUAGUGAACCUAGAAUACCAGCAGCCCUAAUUCCUGAAUUCCAUUUUUAAAAUAAUAAAUUAACGUUUCAAGAACCUGCAACACGGCGCCACCUGGUGCCGGCAGAGGGAAAGGAGGUUCCAGCCAAGGGACUGUCUGGUGCCCUUUGUUAGCUCCAGUGAGGGAAACGGAAAAACACAACAGUUGUCUGUCAUCACGUUAAGUCCCAGCGUGCUACUAAAAACAAAUGUCGUGUGAAAAUAAACUUGGAAAUUAUUCACAGCUUAUCCCCAAUGAUCUUAUUUUGAGAGGGAAUACAUCACAUUCUGCUAAUAUCAACACUGAGUUCUUGCAACGUGGCCACUCGGCCGAGUCUUUCCGUGUCAAUAUAUUUUUAAAUCAUAAGAGCGUUUUCCAAGUGCACACGCGAGCGACACUUCUUGGUCGUGGAAAGCUGCCCCCCGAACGGGAGCUUCCUCACUGAAACACUGUUCCUGAGGGAGCGGGGUCCCCCUCCCGGAGGGUAAAUUGAGAACCCCAGAUCCAAAAUUGACCUGGAAAUUCAAAAUAAUCAGGGAAAUAAAAGUGCACACAACUCGGUCGAGUACCUCUCCUCCCCAGGACACCAGCACCGUCUCAGAACCGCGUCCACACGGAAACGGGCGUGACGGAAAGUCCCCUCCCGAGGAGCCUCGGACGCCGAGUCCCUGGCGGCGGAGGGGGAGGCCGCACCGGCAGGCGGGUGGGCACCGCACGGCGGGCGCAGGUGAUUCGUCCCGCCACUUUCAACCUGAAAACGGUGGGCCCAGGAAGUCUUACUGGUUCCAGGUAAAAACAACACCUGACGAUGCCGAGCGAAACGGCGAGCCCCAGCAGCAUCGCCCAGGCGCGGGGAGCUGUGCCACGGAGGACGGAGCCCCCACCCCCCGGGGAGAGAGUAAAGGUGUCAAAGGCAUUCACGGACCCCGUGUCCUACUGCGAGGAGCACGCCAGGAGCGACCCCGUGCUGAUCCGGACACCAAGCUCGAAGACCCUUUAGAGGAUAAGAAAACUUGCCUCAUCUUACAGAGGACCACGGAGACAGUCCCUCGCCUGACCUCCACGAAGCCAGUCACGGGCAGUUCCUUGGAGGACAUCUGCCUUCAGCCUCUUGGUAACCACUGCUAGCGACCACAGUACCCUAGCCUGGAAUGACUCACUCCGACUCUUGAUGUCCCAAGCUGCCCUUUCUCCAAAACACCUCCUUCUGACCUAAUACAGAAUAAUGAUCUUCUUUUCCACGUGAUGACCAUGGCGCCCUAUUGGCUUACUGCUUUAGACAGGUCGGCUUGAGCCAUUUUAGAAAACAUGAUCAUAUACUCUUAAAUACAUGAAUAACCCAGUCCUAUCAAGACCUAAACUACCUAAGUACCCGUCUGGGUGAAAAUGCCAAGAACAACUUACUGAAACCUUUAUGUCACGGUAUGUUUUUGAUAGGGUUGUGCCAACCUGUGCAGCGUAGACGGGUGAGGGGCAUCUUGUGUAUGUACACGUAUCGAUGCUUAUUUCCUUAUUAAAAUUUCUCUCUCCAUGCCACCAGUUGAAAGAAAAAAGAAAGCUUCCCUCCCAAGCUCCGCUCCACGGCCACCAGGCCCACCCCACCCCACCUCGGAGACGUCCGCCGGUCCGGCCGGCCACUCACGCUGAGCUGCCCGCAUUAAUGGCCAUGAGUCACCGCAUUUACAGAACCAUUGUUAAACACGUAAGGCUUGACUUUGCUCGUCUGAUCUCAUUUCCGGUUCCUUCCAGACUGCGCCCUCUCAUGCAAACGGCUGCCAGGUCACCGUCCCCGAGGCACCGCGCACCACGCUGCCACCGACCUCACACCCCCGGCCCAGGACCGCACCCAGACCCGAGCGAGAGGGGGCUUCGGGCACACCGCGUCCUCCCCUAAACAUACGUGCUCCUCGAGUUCUGCCUUUCCAGGAUAUUCUCUCCCCCCAUCACAGUGCGCUGCCUCCAGGCUCCCGUUCAAGCCGUUUCCUCACAAACCCCCUCUGCAGUCUCUCCCGCUUCCCUGAGCGGGCGUAGGGGCCUCCCACACCAUCCACUCUGGAAUUUCUGCAGAGACUUCACAUCUUCACUUUGACGGUUUGAGUUACAUUGUCAUUUUCCCACCUCCACAAUGCGCCUUGGCCACAGAAGAGCCGUGGUGUAGAUUUACGGGCUGACGCUCCAAACGGUGUCCGGGGACACGAACGCCUACUACAGUCGCUGCCUCACUGCUACGCUCUCAGUUCCCAGGGAAACACUCCGAGGCAGACUCUACCAUUCCCUCCACUUGGAAGACAGGGAAACCCAAGCGAGGAAGGUAAAGCCGCUCGGCUCAGAGGCCGGAGGGCCAGAACCCACACCAGGCCCACCUGCCCUUCUGCCCGUCCAGCCGCGUGUGGCUCCCCCCGUGCAGAGAGCAGACGGUACGGCAGCCGGUGCCUCCCCAGGGAGGUGUGAGGACAGGCCGUGCCCAGGGCACCACGGACCCCGCAUCAGAGCCUCCCCAAGCACCCACGUCUGAGGUCUGCGGCCUACGAUGUCCCCGUCUGGGUGGCUAGGCAGCGAGCCCUGGGGGCAGCCGCGGGGCGCCCCCCUGAACAAGUGCGGAGGGCAGGAGGGGGCCCGGGCUGGGGCCACACGCAGGCCACACCCAGCAGACAGCGACCUGCUACUCCCCACCUCCAGCAGCAGAGUCCCGGUCCCCUCCUCCCCCCCAACAACCUUGGUGGCAUCUGCUGUACAGCCCUGCCUCACAGGUAAGGGGGAGCUGGGAGAGAAUGAGCCUCCGAACACAUCUGGAGAACCCAAAAUCCAUGCCAGGCUGCACUCUGCAGAGGCCCCUCUGUCUCCCUCAAACGCCCCACAUACGACCCCCACGCGCGAGCUGCAAGCAUGUGUAAGGUGGUGCCCUGCCUCCGUAGCCGUGACCCCCGUCUCAGAACCCCCACCUGUGCAGCGCACCUAGGUGGGGGCGGCCCGGGCCAGGAGCCAGGAGGGUCCCGGAACCUCGCGCUGAAGGCUGUACCCCCUUCAGCUGGAUGCAGGGGUCCCUCCUUCUUUGCCGGCCACACCCGUGCAUCUCUCCUCUUUAAUUCAACAUCGAGCCGUGGCCUCCGGUGGGCGGGCCUCCCCACGGUCAGAAGCACAGGUCGGGAAGGGGCAGCGGGGCCUUUCCCCUGAAACUGUGAAGUCAACCACGUCCACAAACAGAACGGGUGCUCAAUCAAUGUCUUUUGAUCUGAAUUACCAAUCAGUCUGGGAAUCAAUCUUCUGACCCCCUUUUACCCGACCCUAAAUUCUUGCCAAAGUUACUGCACGUGGAGGAAGAGCCAGGAUGGCUGCAAGAACUUCAAGAAUGGAAAUGAGGACCAAGGAAAGGGACCCAAGUGUCAGUGUCAGAUGAGGAGGUCACAGAUUUCAGAAUGUCACGGUGGAAAGGGAUCCACAGUCUCAGCCAGAGCUCGGGGUGCCCCUGACCCCCCCCCCGCCCAGGCAGCUCCCAGGUCCAAGCUCCCCAUCUCCUGACUCCAGCCAGACCACGGUCCAGCCUGGGACACGGGCAACUUCAGAAGGGAUAUGAACAAGCUGGAAGUCGUCCACUGCUGGUGGGGAUGUGAGAUGCUGAGGAAAGGUCUGGCGAAGCACAGAGUUACCACGUGACCCACCAACCCGGACACACUGAACACAGACACGUGCACACAUAUGCUCUGAACAGCAUCAGCCACAGCAGCUGGACGGUGGACAUGACCUGACAUCCACCAGCAGAUGCCACUAUACCCUGUCCACAUGCCGGGGUAGCGCUGAGCCACAAAAGGAAAGGAAGUGCACACGCCCAAGCGUGGAUGCCUCUGGAAAACGGGGCUACGUGAGAGAAGCCAGUCACAAAGGGACCCACGCAGUAGGAGUCCAUCUGUAUGAAACGUCCAGAACAGUAAACCCUUCGGGACAGAAAGCGGACUGCUGGUUUCCAGGGUCUGGGAGGAAGGAAACACGGAGUGACCACUAAUGGGUCUGGGGUUUCCUUUUGGGGUGAAGAAAAUGUUUUGGAACUACAUGGAGGUGAUGGUUGUACCCCAAUGUGAAUAUACAAAUGCCACUGAAUUACUUCUCAGUGACUGACUUUAUAUAAGGAGAAUUUCACCUGAGUAACAAACAAAACAAAACAAAAUUAGAUUUAGUUUGAGGUGUAUUAGGAGUAAACAUAAUUACCACUUUUUCUGACAACUUCUGUUUUGGAAUUCGACAAUUUAAGCAAGUUAACAGUGCCCAGCAAGAGCUCAGCCUCUGGGAGCCUCUGAGGGAGCCACCCCUCCCACUACAGACCCAACAGCUAAGCACCGGUCAGCCCUCAACACCAGUUCUGAAUCCAUGUGUGAAGACCUCAUCGAUCGUGCCAGUUACUGUAUAAAUUGUACCCAUAACACAGAAGCACACCCCUGGGUUGCUGUGCCAGAGACCUCAGUGUGUCCCUCUCUGCCGGUCAUGGGGCAGCCGUCUGGGGUCAACUCCUCCGACACAAUCUCAGAGCACAGGGUCCACGGUAGCACAAGCCCUGUGAUCACAAGCAGCUGUGCACGGGGAUCCCCUUCGGUGAGAGAGAUCCCCCAGGUGAAGCGGACGAGCACGACUGCCCUUCUGAGGACGAGGCCAGCGGCAGGGGCACAAGCCUGCAGCUUCGUCCGGUGGGGGCUCUCGCCCUGCUCUCGCACCCGUGUCCACUUCUCCUCACUUCCAUCACUGGAGGCCAGCGGAUGCUAAACUCCAGAUGGGAAAACCUCGCUCCUCCCUUUCCCGCAGAAAUCACUGGAUUUCUUUGAAGCAGGGGUGUCCUGGCUUCUAAAAAAGAUUCUUCGCACAAAUUUCUGGCUGCACGUCACCCCACUCUGCCCCAGGCUGGGUUCCCUACUCUCAGACACUGUCUGCAUUUCCCCGCUCUCUAGGACCUCAACACAGCCCAUCGGCUCUGCGUUUCCAGGGUCUAAAGGGGAUCACCAGGUGUCAGCAAGUUAAGGCUGGUGCAGUAGCCCUCCAGAUCCCCCUCUGCACAGCAGGACGGGGGCGGCACAGCCUGGCAGACGGGCACACCCUGUAAACACCAGUACAGUUCCUGCCUUCGUGACUGUUGUUUUGCUCAAUAGUUACGAAAAGAGGGGGGGGGAAAAGCCUUAUAAAUUAAUUAUCAUCAAUAUUUAAAGGAGCACUGCAGUAAGUUAUUUUAUAAUUAUUUUCUAAUUCACCCCAUAAUUUAUUGAUCUAUAAUUAUUUUUAAGAGAGGCAAGCCUCUAUUAUUAGCAUUGUAACAUCAGUUAACGUUUUCCUUGAAGCAAAAGAUUUAGCAACAUCACCCAAGAUUAAGUCAUAAUGUGCAGUCACUAUCGACAGUAUUUCAAGUGAGACUGUCUUCAGUAAGUGUAGGCAUAAAGGCUAGUCUACUGAAAAAAGAGAAAGGGAGAGGGAUGGAGACAGAGGGAGGAAAGAGAGGAAAAAAGAAAGAGAAAGAAAGCAGAGAGAGAGACAGUUGCCUGAAACACUAAGGAAGUCAGUGCAGGAUUUGUCAAAUACUGACCACUUUUGACGUCACAACAAUGAGAGAGAUCGUGUGUGUGUGUGUGUGUGUGUGUGUGUGUGUGUGUGUGUGUGUGUCUAGGGAGUGUUAUUCUGAAAGUUGCCAGGCAUAAAGGGAAAUCCCAAACCCAAAAUAAUAGCCAACACAUUCCGUUCGGGACACAUGAGAUUCCAAGAAAGGGGAAGAAGAAUCUAACUGCAGAUCACCUAACGUUUUCUGGCAAAGAAUCCUUCCAAAUAACCAUACAAGGAGCCACAGGGGAACCUUAAAGGGAGAAGACUUUGCAAUGGGAACAGAAUCUGCACGAGGACCCAGAGGCGCCCUUUCAGGGCACAGGACACCCCAAGCUACUUCGUCCUCUGCAGUCCUCCCCACUCAACAUCUCCCACUGUUACCUGUCCAGGACUUUCAAGUCUUCCUCACUUACAGACUGAGAUAAUGACAGGAGACUUCUUAAAGAAAAUUGGGUUCCAUGUAGCUAACGGGUUACAAACGUUCUAAUUGUGCAUGCUUACGCCAAGUAGGCCCCCCACUGGGGACUUCCUCUCUGUGCUGGUCUGAGGUUUGAUCGUGGACACAACAGUGAAAGCACUUUGAGAAACGAAACAGGGAAGGCAGAGAAAAUACUUCGGGAACCUUACAACUGAUGGAACAGAUAAAACACCAGGUGAGACACACGGGCCCCAUCUCAGCCUCGCCUUUGCCUUAAAGGAGUAUGUUUGGGAAAGACUGUCAACUACUUACUCCCCCACACCCUGCCGUGAAGUAACUAUACGUCCCCGCAAACGCCACCAUAAACUCUGAAGAACCUGCUCGCGUUUCCAGACUAAGGCACACCUGGUUCAGACGCUCCGUAAGAUCACCGCCCACACAGGACCCGCUUCCCUUGGAGGAAACCUCACGUUGCGGUGGUUCUGUGGUUUGGUGGAGAUGUCCUAACGAACUGCACGUUGAACUAGCGGGACACACAUGUGACCAGAAGCAUUUUUAUCCCGUCUCCUGCUGUCCCUUUCAACCUGCCCAGCACAGACUCCCUCUGUCUGUGGGAUGAAAACCCAGCAGGCCCGUCAGUCCCCCUAACGGCUCAGGGGCCUCUGCUCCAAAGCCAGCGAUUCCUCUUCAGCCUCCGGGAGCCCGGGGACCACCAACAAGGUGAAAAUGUGUCUCUUUGGGAAAGGAGGAGGCAAACUUCUGGAGAAACUUACAAGGGAAGAAGGCAAAGACACAACCAAGUAAUACCGGUCACGAAUAGAGACGCGAAGCCAGAUGUAAUUAACAGCAUCACUUGUGGCCAAAAGUCAAAAACUUGGAUGAACAAAUUCUUUCUAACUGACAAGAACUCAAAAAUAAAUAGAAUUCCUGAAGAAUCUUCUCGCUAUUAAAGAAACGAAAGCAGUACUUAAGAACUUUCCACACUUAAACAUAAAACAAGGGGUUUUUACAAGUGAGUUCUCCAAAACUUUCAAGACAAAGGUUAUUCCGUCCAUUCUCACAUAACGCCCUUCUGGGGGAUGAAGAGAGGGACCAUGCCCAUCUCAUGAGGCCAGUACAAACUUCAUGUCUAAUUAGGCAAGACCAACCUCGUUCCUGAACAUAUGUCCCAAAUCCUAAAUAAAAUAUUAGUAAACCAGACCCGGUUGUGAAUAGGAAAACAUAAUAUGUCCUGGCCAAGUCUGAUUUCUUCCAGAAAUGCAAGAGUGUUCUCAUAUUAGAAAGUCCAUAAUAUUCAUCCACCGUAUCAUCAGAAUAUUACACGGUCAUCUCAAUAGAGAUGUGGUCAAACAUCAUUCAAGCUAGGAUCAGAGAGAAACGUCUCCGCCCUGGUCAAAACCACGUAUGAAAUACCUACAUGGAUACUCUUCAUGGGAAGACUCUAGAAGCGACAUUCCCUUAAAGCCAGGUAAUGACCAGCAUGGCCAUUGUUGUCGCUUGAAUUUAACACCAGUGCUGGAGAGUGGAGUCAACACCAUGAGGCAAUUAAAAUACAUUAAAGUCACCGGGGCACCUGGGUGGCUCUUGAUCUCAGCUCAGGUCAUGAUCUCAUGGUUCGUGAG
Molecule: messenger RNA, 9268 nt
Organism: Felis catus (domestic cat)
Lineage: Eukaryota; Metazoa; Chordata; Mammalia; Carnivora; Felidae
Product: guanine nucleotide-binding protein G(I)/G(S)/G(O) subunit gamma-12-like
Exons: 1
Coding region: 2463-2654 (63 amino acids)
Biological process (GO): G protein-coupled receptor signaling pathway
Source: RefSeq, a predicted model, not a curated record